Messenger RNA from Culex pipiens pallens (northern house mosquito), 1273 nucleotides. RefSeq lists its product as uncharacterized. The transcript is spliced from 4 exons. Gene Ontology annotation, molecular function: protein binding. NCBI's taxonomy places the organism in Eukaryota, Metazoa, Arthropoda, Insecta, Diptera, Culicidae. Bases 86 to 1273 code for a protein of 395 amino acids. The record is from RefSeq and is a predicted model, not a curated record.
ACUAUUGCAAAUGAGCGUGUUUGUUUUGAACCCAAAUCAAUUUUUAAAUUGAAAUUUUCAAAACAAAACGCUCGAAUCAUUUUUUAUGUUUCGGAAGCCAGAGCUUUUCAUCCAAUUUAGUGAAGAGAAAAUUGAAAUGAAAACGAAAGAAGACAUACUGACCGUUCCGGAUCUCAACGAUUUUCCGAAUGAGAUUUUGGCGCUAAUUUUCCGGCACCUCGGAUUUGCCGAUCGUCUCCGGAUGUCCGCCGUUUGUCGUCGCUGGAACGAGCUGGUGUUUGCCUUUUUUGGCGAUCGGAUCAAGCUGCACCUGAGCGCUUCGACGGAUCAUUCCGUUCCGAUUGGAAAGCUUUCGAAUCGAAGCUACCGAAACGUUCAAGUGUUCUGGACCGAGGACAGUUCCGGCUGGAUGGAUGCGGUCGAAGACCAGGCUCCAAAGCUGCUUUCGCUGGAUCUGUACAUAAUGCCGGAGGAGAGGGGCUUUCUGGCCAAGUGGAAUCCUCCGCCCUCGUUGAUGGAACAGUUUCUGAGGAUUCUGGCUAACCUGGAGUCUUUGGGGACACUCUUCAUCAACACCACGCCGACGACUUUCGGUGCCGUUCUGCAAGCAAUUCACGAUCUGACCAAUCUGGCCACCUUAAUGGUCGAGAUCCGGAUCGACGACGGCAGCUUUGCCUUGGCCAGCUUCAACGGAUUGUGCCGGCUGCCCAAACUGCGAGCGGUUUCAAUUUGCUCGUACGUUCCUUUUUGCUCUCCGGAAAAGGACCGUCUGGUUCCGGCUCCGUUCGUCGAGAGUCUUACUCUCGAGCAAUAUUCGCCAUGUUUCAGCAUUUUGAACUUUUACAAGCUGUUUCCUUGUUUGACCAAGUUGGAUGUCCGCCAAGUCGAAAUGGAUCCCGAAGAGCUGGAACUGGUCGUCGUCACUUGGCCAACGCUGGAAGUCCUGGUCAUCGGCCUAAAUUCCCUACUGCUUAAUACAACCGCUCUGGAGAUGCUGCAGCAGCUGUCCAAGCUGCGCAAACUUGAACUGCAAACUCAGGUCUACUGCACCGAUGAAUGCAUCGAAUUUGAUUUCCUACAGGCUAGCUUCUACCUACUGGAAACAAUUUUCCAGAUACCGACGCUCGAGGAGCUGCGCUUAGUCCACGGACCCGCCGCCGGCAUCUGGUGGUCCGGACAGAUUCCAACGGACGCGCCGUCCUGCCGGCUGUACAUCAACGACAUUUACGUGCCCCGGACGUGCUCGGUGCCCAGCUUGGAAAUCAUGAGCUAA